CUUGUAGUCAUCUGCGGGUCUGUCCAUUGUUGGGGGAACAGAACGCGAGUUGAGAUUGAUAUACGGGGGCCGAAGGCGAGAGGCGCAUAUCAUCAGCGGACCAGCUGCGGUGCAGGCGGUGGUAGUCAACAAGUCCAGAACGCAUCCUUCCAGACAUGGGUUUCUAUGACUGCUGUAUGCGCUGUUUGGGUGGGGUGCCAUAUUGCUCCCUUGUUGCCACGUUGCUGUGCUUCUCUGGCAUUGCCCUCUUCUGCGGUUGUGGGCACCAGGCACUCACAGAGACAGAGAGACUCAUAGAGACUUAUUUUGCCCGUAACAUUCAAGACUACAUCACCCUUGCCUACAUUAUUCAAUAUUUCCAGUAUGUCAUCUACGGUUUGGCCUCAUUUUUCUUCCUCUACUGCAUCGUGCUGCUGGCUGAGGGCUUCUACACCACAAGCGCUGCCAAGCAAACCUUUGGAGAGUUCAGGAGCACCAUGUGUGGCCGCUGCCUCAGCUCCUCGUUUAUCGUGAUGACAUAUGUACUCGCUGUACUGUGGCUGUUGGUGUUUGCCUUCUCGGCGUUGCCAGUCUAUUUCUUUUACAACAUGGAUGCAACUUGCCACACCAUUGAUGUUCUGACUGAGACUCCAGCAAGUAUCAACCAGCUCUGCGUUGAUGCAAGGCAAUACGGACUCUUACCAUGGAAUGCAGUUCCAGGGAAAGCUUGUGGUAUGACCUUAUCCAAUGUUUGCAAAACCAGAGAGUAUCGCAUGACCUAUGACCUGUACAUUGCUGCCUUCGCCGGCGCAGGCAUCACUCUCUUGGCUCUGCUGACCUAUACUGUGUCAACUACCUAUAACUUUGCGGUACUACGGUAUCUUGGAAGAAAGGGCAUAGGUGCACGGUGUUAGGCACCCAACUUCCUGUCUACUCUGUCACCACUUUAUCAUCGGCAUGGGGAUCUAAAGGGAUGGCAACACCUCUAUCCUUUCAUCUGCACUAAACCACCUCAUGUGAUCAUGGACUUUUGAAGAUCUUGUGUUUUUAUAUUUUUACUUGUUGUAAGGAUGUUUGUUUUCUUCUUUUUCUGUUUUUAAUGGUGUAAUUGCUGUUUUGAUCACAUGUCUUAAGUAUUAUUUCCUUUUGUCACAUCAGCAAAAUACUUAUUUUCCUUUUUUUUUUUUUUUAUAGUUGCUCACCUGAAGAUAGUGUUAAAAACUAAUUUCUGCCUCCCACUCUAUUCAAGACACAGAUAACGUGCCACUAAUGAAUUAACACAUCAGUGAUCAGCAAUUUAUAACAUGGACAAGUAGUAGCAGCUGUUAGGAGAGAACAGGGAAUUAGAGGUUACCAUGGCUACUACCCUUCACAUCUGGUUGCCAUGGGGGCAGACAAGCAUGCAUAUGGAGUCUCACGCUGACCUCAGGACUUUUCUCACGGGCUAGAGAAAAGCCACAACAAUGGAGUCAUGCCUGUUUCAAAAGCUAGCCAAUAAGGAGCCGGCUCUGGGGGCCACCUGGGCUAUGAGCCUCUGCCAAAGGGUUAUAUUACAUGUCAAAGGAUAGGGCCUUCAGGACAAAGAGAGGGUUAGACCUCAGUGAAGCCUCAAUGCAGCUUUUCUGGGAUCACAACCACAUGCACAUCCACAUGCUGCUGCAUGACCCUCCCACCCACCUCCCCUCAAAUAAUGGAAAAGAUGGAUUCAGAGUAAGGGGACUUAAGGAAUUUUAGGGUAUUUUCCAUAGACUCUUACUGACAAAUGGGUAAGUAUUGUUUAGAUCUAGUGAGGUCUGAAAUUGUUUCUCAUUACUGUGAGAUGGCAAAAGCACUAGGUGCUAACUUAUGAAGUAACCUUGUGAUAUUACACCAAAACACAUGGCUGAGGUGUGUUCCUCCUGCUAUUUGAUGCACGACUAAGGUACUUUUCCAGAGAAAGAACAGCUUUGUUUUGCUCUAAUUCUUUAGGAAUCUUGUCGUAGUUAUUGUAUAACACAUUUUUAAGUAUUAUAGCUAAUUUCACUGAUAAUUUUAAUUUUGAGUAUUACUAACACAAGUUUCUGCAACAUAUAAAGUAGAUUAGUCUUUUUGGUGAAAUCUUGCUUAGCUGUGACUGGUGGAUUUGUAAGGAGGCAGCUGGAUGGUAGUUUGUUUUUUAUUUUUGUUUUGGUUUUGUCUAGUCUAUGUGUGCAUGCGUCAGUAAUAUAAGAUUAGGGAAUAAAAUUAAUGCUUUGAAGACUUUAUACACUGUGCCUUUGGAGUCCAUGUGAAAGCCCAGCAAGUGUUUAACUGGUGCUCCACAGUUCCUGCCACAUAUAGGAAGCAGUGUUUUGUUGUUUCGUAAGGUGUUUUGUAUUCUCUCCAUAUGUCCACAGGUUCACUGUUGCCUUCACUUGGCUGUAUACCAGGUGUAUCUGAAAAUGCUAAGGCACAAGGUGAAAGAGGAGAGGAGAAGUUAUGACCUGUACAGGAGGAUGCAAAGGGACAGAGGAGGGAUACUGUGCUCCCCGUACCCU
Melanotaenia boesemani (Boeseman's rainbowfish) is the source of this 2495-nucleotide messenger RNA. RefSeq names its product myelin proteolipid protein-like. Gene Ontology annotation, molecular function: structural constituent of myelin sheath. Gene Ontology annotation, cellular component: plasma membrane; myelin sheath. The transcript is spliced from 7 exons. Lineage: Eukaryota; Metazoa; Chordata; Actinopteri; Atheriniformes; Melanotaeniidae. Bases 156 to 893 code for a protein of 245 amino acids. The record is from RefSeq and is a predicted model, not a curated record. Gene Ontology annotation, biological process: axon development; central nervous system myelination.